AUGUGGAGUUGCCCUCAAUGUAAUAACAGUGACAUCCGUCUAGUUGGUGGAAAUAAUGAAAUGGAAGGACGAGUUGAAGUUUGUGUUGGAGGGACUUGGGGUACAGUGUGUGAUGAUUUCUGGGGAUAUCCUGAUGCUCAAGUUGCUUAUUCCACAUCAAUUGGUAAUGCAUAUUUUGGACCUGGUACUGGUGCUAUUAACAUGGACAAUGUCUUCUGUAGUGGAACAGAGAAUGCAUUAACUGAUUGUAGUUACAGUGCCACACAUAACUGUGUCCAUCGAGAAGAUGCUAGUGUUGUAUGUAUUCAAAGACCAGUGAACUGCAGUGAAGGUGAACUUCGACUUAUUGGAGGUCAAAACUAUACUGAAGGACGAGUAGAGAUCUGUUUGAAUGGGAAUUGGGGUACAGUUUGUGAUGAUCUGUGGGGAAAUCAAGAUGCUCAAGUUGUUUGUAGACAACUUGGAUUACCUGUACAAGAAUGCAACGAGACUGAUGUACGUCUUGUUGGUGGAAGUAAUGAAACAGAAGGUCGUGUUGAAGUAUGUCUUGGAGGAAGAUGGGGAACAGUCUGUGAUGAUUUGUGGGGAGUGUCUGAAGCACGUGUUGUCUGUCGACAACUAGGAUAUGAUUGGGAAGCACAAUGUACUCAUGGAGAUGUACGUCUAGUUGGAGGAACAAAUGAUAACGAGGGACGUGUUGAAGUGUGUGUAUUAGGAACAUGGGGUACUGUAUGUGAUGACUUGUGGAAUAUCUAUGAUGCCCAAGUUGUGUGCAACCAAUUAGGAAUUGAUGGAGGUGCUGUGGCAUAUGGCAGUGCUCACUUUGGUCAAGGCACUGGUCCUAUUUUACUAGACAAUGUCCAAUGUACAGGUGAUGAAGACUCUCUAUUCAACUGUACUUAUCUAUCAAAUCAUAACUGUAUUCAUUUUGAGGAUGCUGGUGUGAUGUGUCAGAGUGCUAGUUGUAACAGCACUGAUGUUCGUUUAGUUAAUGGUCUUGUAGAGAGUGAAGUGAACUGCAGUGAAGGUGAACUUCGACUUAUUGGAGGUCAAAACUACACUGAAGGACGAGUAGAGAUCUGUUUGAAUGGGAAUUGGGGUACAGUUUGUGAUGAUCUGUGGGGAAAUCAAGAUGCUCAAGUUGUUUGUAGACAACUUGGAUUACCUGUACAAGCUGUUGCUCACAGUAGUGCAACUUUUGGUCAAGGUAUUGGUGAGAUCUACUUGGACAAUGUACAGUGUACAGGAUCCGAAUCCAGUUUGUUAGCCUGUAGUUAUGUCUCCAUUGAUAACUGUGGUCAUUCUGAGGAUGCUGGUGUCCAAUGUAAUGGACCAGGAAAAUGCAAUGAGACCGAUGUACGUCUUGUUGGUGGAAGUAAUGAAACAGAAGGUCGUGUUGAAGUAUGUCUUGGAGGAAGAUGGGGAACAGUCUGUGAUGAUUUGUGGGGAGUAUCUGAAGCACGUGUUGUCUGUCGACAACUAGGAUAUGAUUGGGAAGCACAAUGUACUCAUGGAGAUGUACGUCUAGUUGGAGGAACAAAUGAUAACGAGGGACGUGUUGAAGUGUGUGUAUUAGGAACCUGGGGUACUGUAUGUGAUGACUUGUGGAAUAUCUAUGAUGCCCAAGUUGUGUGCAACCAAUUAGGAAUUGAUGGAGCUGCUAUUGCUCGCACUAAUGCUUACUUUGGACAAGGCACUGGACUCAUUAACAUGGACAACGUCCAAUGUACUGGAAAUGAAGAUUAUCUCAUUAACUGUACCUACAUUUCUGAUCACAACUGCGGUCAUUUUGAAGAUGCUGGUGUGACAUGUGGAGUUACUCCUCAAUGUAAUAACAGUGACAUCCGUCUAGUUGGUGGAAAUAAUGAAAUGGAAGGACGAGUUGAAGUUUGUGUUGGAGGGACUUGGGGUACAGUGUGUGAUGAUUUCUGGGGAUAUCCUGAUGCUCAAGUUGCUUGUAAACAACUAGGUCUCCCUUACACUGGUAUAUUUAUACUUACUAUUAGUGUCAUCACAUAUUAUAAUUCCUUUAAUACAGGUGCUGUGGCAUAUGGCAGUGCUUAUUUUGGUCAAGGCACUGGUCCUAUUUUACUAGACAAUGUUCAAUGUACAGGUGAUGAAGACUCUCUAUUCAACUGUACUUACCUGUCAUAUCAUAACUGUAUUCAUUUUGAGGAUGCUGGUGUGAUGUGUCAGAGUGCUAGUUGUAACAGCACUGAUGUUCGUUUAGUUAAUGGUCUUGUAGAGAGUGAAGGUAGAGUGGAAGUAUGUCUAAAUGGUGUCUGGGGAACUGUAUGUGACGAUUUCUGGAAUACUAAUGAUGCCAUAGUUGUCUGCAGACAACUAGGAUAUCCAACUACUAAUUCCACAUCAAUUGGUAAUGCAUAUUUUGGACCUGGUACUGGUGCUAUUAACAUGGACAAUGUCUUCUGUAGUGGAACAGAGAAUGCAUUAACUGAUUGUAGUUACAGUGCCACACAUAACUGUGUCCAUCGAGAAGAUGCUAGUGUUGUAUGUAUUCAAAGACCAGUGAACUGCAGUGAAGGUGAACUUCGACUUAUUGGAGGUCAAAACUACACUGAAGGACGAGUAGAGAUCUGUUUGAAUGGGAAUUGGGGUACAGUUUGUGAUGAUCUGUGGGGAAAUCAAGAUGCUCAAGUUGUUUGUAGACAACUUGGAUUACCUGUACAAGGAGCUGUUGCUCACAGUAGUGCAACGUUUGGUCAAGGUAUUGGUGAGAUCUACUUGGACAAUGUACAGUGUACAGGAUCCGAAUCCAGUUUGUUAGCCUGUAGUUAUGUCUCCAUUGAUAACUGUGGUCAUUCUGAGGAUGCUGGUGUCCAAUGUAAUGGACCAGGAAAAUGCAAUGAGACCGAUGUACGUCUUGUUGGUGGAAGUAAUGAAACAGAAGGUCGUGUUGAAGUAUGUCUUGGAGGAAGAUGGGGAACAGUUUGUGAUGAUUUGUGGGGAGUUUCUGAAGCACGUGUUGUCUGUCGACAACUAGGAUAUGAUUGGGAAGGUGCUGUUGCUUAUUCAUUUGCUUUCUAUGGUCAAGGUAGUGGACCCAUAGUAAUGGACAAUCUACAAUGUGGUGGUAGUGAGUCUGCCUUAACAGACUGUCCUUAUGAUCCUGAUACAAGUGACUGUACUCAUUUUGAAGAUGCUGGAGUCAUGUCAUUAACUACUUCCAUGAUAUAUAUUGUGAAUCCAAGUAGUCAAAAAGGCAAUGCUGCAGGCUUGCUGGAGAUGAGAGAAGCAGAGGCUCAAGAUAAUCCAAUUAAUAUUAACCCAUAUGUGACAGUUACUCCCAAGGUGGAGAAGUUGGAUAGGACAGAUCCUUUAAUGUUAGAAGCAAAAACUGUCACAGAGUACGCCAUAGAGGGCACAAAGGAUGUUGUGUUGUGA
Molecule: messenger RNA, 3405 nt
Organism: Gigantopelta aegis
Lineage: Eukaryota; Metazoa; Mollusca; Gastropoda; Neomphalida; Peltospiridae
Product: deleted in malignant brain tumors 1 protein-like
Exons: 19
Coding region: 1-3405 (1134 amino acids)
Cellular component (GO): membrane
Source: RefSeq, a predicted model, not a curated record